UCGGGCAACAGACGGCAACCUACCACUGGGCAGGGGCCUCGGGGACUCAACGGGACUCUAGCUGUGGAGACUGGCCACAGCACAGCUCCCACCCAGCUUUCUAGGGUCAUUGGUUUCACAGGGACUCAACAGGUAGCGAUGGCUCAAGCACUCAGGGGCACCACAGGUAGCUAUACUCCGGGCAUGCCAUCAGGACACGGGUGGUCAGUGCACACAGCGGGGUGGUUCGGAACAAGGCUGGUCAGUGCACACAACAGGAACAGUUCAGGACACGGGUGGUCGGUACACACAGCGGGGACAAUUCAGGACACAGGUGGUCGGUGCACACAGCGGGGACAAUUCAGGACACAGGUGGUCGGUGCACACAGCGGGGACAAUUCAGGACACAGGUGGUCGGUGCACACAGCGGGGACAAUUCAGGACACAGGUGGUCGGUGCACACAGCGGGGACAAUUCAGGACACAGGUGGUCGGUGCACACAGCGGGGACAAUUCAGGACACAGGUGGUCGGUGCACACAGCGGGGACAAUU
Molecule: messenger RNA, 531 nt
Organism: Staurois parvus
Lineage: Eukaryota; Metazoa; Chordata; Amphibia; Anura; Ranidae
Source: the annotation of a GenBank genome assembly